Messenger RNA from Maniola jurtina (meadow brown), 682 nucleotides. RefSeq lists its product as uncharacterized. Bases 62 to 613 code for a protein of 183 amino acids. The record is from RefSeq and is a predicted model, not a curated record. NCBI's taxonomy places the organism in Eukaryota, Metazoa, Arthropoda, Insecta, Lepidoptera, Nymphalidae. The transcript has 3 exons.
AAAAAGUAUUCUGUGAUGACUGAUGGUAAUAAAAUAAAUAUUUUAAUUUUUAUUCGCUAAUAUGAGUUGUUCUAGAGGAAAUAUUAUCCGAAAAAGGCCCCAGAAGCAUCAAAAUAAAACUGCCUUUAAAAAUGAUUUACAUGAUACAAGUAAAAAAACUAAAGUUCUUAAUAAUUUGGAGGUUAACGGCGUAUGUGAACGUUGUAAAGAAAUAAUAGAAUGGAAGAUAAAAUACAAAAAAUAUAAAACAUUAUCUGCACCUAGGAAGUGUGUGGGAUGUGAACUAAAAAAAGUCAAAUAUGCUUACCAUGUUUUGUGUACCGAUUGUGGAAAAGAAAAGAAGAUAUGUGCUAAGUGUUGCACGUCGUUCGAUGUUAUCAAGAAAAGUGAUGAAGAAAAUGAAGAUAAUAAUGUUAAUAAAUAUCAGUCAAUACUGAAAAAUCUACCAGAAAGAAAACGAAGAACAUUGCUUAGGUAUAUUAAGAAACAAGAAGAUGGACAAGAAAUUUCAAGCACAGCAAUUGAAGCACUGCUGUCAGAAAUUGAUAAAAUAAACCUAGAUGACGAUUUAAAUGAUGAGUCAAGUGAAGACAACCUAUGUGGAUCCGAUUAAUUUCCGUGACUUGUUGUUGUGCAAGUGUUUUAUAUAAUCCUUUUACUUGAGAAUAAAAGACAUUUUACU